AUGGAGGUGGCGGGGUCGGAUGAGGUCGAGUCUGCUGAAGAGGAGCGCAGCGAUGAGGAUCAAGCGGAAGGGGAGCAGACGGGGCGCGAAGAGGAGGGGGACGAAGAGGACGAGGGUGAGGAGGAUGAGGGUGAAGAGGAGGAGGGUGAGGAGGGCGAGGUUGAGGAGGAGGAGGGUGAGGAGGAGACGGAUGGGGAGUGGGAGGAGCGUGAGCUGGUGCCAGUCGGAUCGGUGGAUGCCCUGACAAGCGACGAGGAUGAGGCAGAGCAACCCAGCGAUGAGGCAGGCCUUCCCCUGUUGGACCGCUCUGUCAGCGCUCAGCACCAGUACCUGGGGGCGUGCGACGAGCUGCAGGGCGGUUACGGGUGGCUGGAGGAGGGGCAGGUGCUGGAGCUGCCCAUGCUGGUGCUGUGGGGCGUGGUGCUGUUCCCCGGCCAGAUGCUGCCCCUGCGCCUCGACCUGCAGGAGCAGCGUCACGUGCUGGCGCGCGCGCUCGCGGCCCCGCCGCCAGCACGGCGCCUCGUAUUCGUCGCUGGCGCCGCGGCCAUCGAGGCCGAGGGCGGCGCGCACGGCUACGCGCUGGUCAACUGCAGCACAGUCGGGACCACAGCCGAGAUCCGGUCUGUUGGGCGCGUGCAGGAGGACGGCGCGGUGGCGGUGGUGGCACUGGGGCGGCAGCGGGCGCAGAUUGCGGAGCGGCGGGACGGCCGGCUGCGGCGUGGGUUCGUGCCUAUGGGCACGCGCACCGCGCGCAUCCGCGUCCUCGGGGAGGGCUGCCGCCAGCGCCCCCCGCCCGAGGUCGCCCGCCACGCGGCCGCCUGGGGCCCCCUCGAGGCGCGCGCCUUCGACCUCCCGCGGCUGGCCGCCGCGGUCCGCCGCGCCCUCGCCCUGCUGCUGCCACAAGGCCUGGCGUCUCGCCCGCCGGCGGGCGCCCUGGAGCUGUCCUACUGGGCGGCGUCAAACCUGCCGCUGGAGCCGGGGCUGCGGCAGGCCCUGCUGGACGCGCGCGACGCGGCGGCGCGCCUGAGGAUGCUGGUGGCGCUGCUGGCGCGCGCGGACCGCGUGGCGUGCGCAGGGUGCGGCACCCUGGUGGCGGCGAUGCGCGACCUGUUCAACUCGGCAGGCGACGGCAGCGGCGGCGCCUUUGUCAACCCCCACGGGUGCGUCGCGCGCGGGAGUGGGUCGAUUGUCAAGGGACGGCCCCAGCUAGCCGCCUGA
This is a messenger RNA of Monoraphidium neglectum, 1218 nucleotides long. RefSeq lists its product as hypothetical. The transcript is spliced from 6 exons. The record is from RefSeq and is a predicted model, not a curated record. NCBI's taxonomy places the organism in Eukaryota, Viridiplantae, Chlorophyta, Chlorophyceae, Sphaeropleales, Selenastraceae. Bases 1 to 1218 code for a protein of 405 amino acids.